AUGCCUCGUCGAUCAUCUCCGCCCGUGCAGUCGCCGCCAGCAGCGCCUGCGGCGUCUAAACGGCGCGCCUCUGCCAGGCUGUCCGCGUCGCACACAGUCAAGCGGGCCAAGUCCGACGCCGACCUGGCAGGCAGCACGCCGGUCAAAACCACGGCCCGGAAGAGCAAGUACUUCGAGGGGGGCAGUUCUGACGAGUCCGAAGGCGAAGAAGAGUCGGAAGGGUCGGUGUAUGAAGGAGAGCCUCUAGACGACCAGGAGGAAUCCGAUUCUGAACCGGAGCCGGAGCCGGAUGUUAGUGACAGCGAGAAGGAGAAUGAGUCCAAAAAGACGCCUCGCUCGAAGAAAAAGAGGGAUGAUCACGACCCCGACCACGACCGGGACGCCUUAAGGGGCAAAGAGCUGUGGCGCGAAGGCGUCACCACGGGCCUGGGCCCGGGCAAGGAGGUCUUCAUCGCGAAACCCAAGGCGCGAGACGCCGGCGACGUGCCAUAUCGCGACGAGACCCUGCAUCCCAACACGCGGCUGUUCCUGCUCGAUCUGGCGGUGAACAAUGAGCGGCCAUGGCUCAAGGCGCACGACGCGGAUUUCCGCGCAGCAAAGAAGGAUUGGGAGACGUUCGUCGAGUCCCUGACCCCAAAGAUCUGCGAGCGGGAUGGCACUAUCCCCGAACUGCCCGUCAAGGACUUGGUCUUCCGCAUAUAUAGAGAUAUCCGAUUUAGCAAGAACCCACUUCCGUACAAGCCCCUGAUGCCGCAAGGGCUAGACAAGAUCCCCCCAAAGGUCUUUGGCUUCUCCGUCUGCGUGCCCAUUGCACCCUUUCUGUCUGGCGGCGGCCUCUGGCACCCGGAGGCAGACUCGCUGGCAGCGCUGCGCGAGGAUAUCGACGAGAACGCGGAUCGUUGGAAAGAAUUGCUCCGGGCGCCGGGGAUGCGCCGCGAGUUUCUCAACGGGGUCGCGGAUGAUGACGAUGCGGUCGUGAAGGCCUUCGCGGAUCAUAACAGGGAGUCUGCGCUCAAAACCAAGCCAAAGGGACUCUCGUGGACCGGACAGGCGCGCAUGUCGGCAGUCAUGACCAUCAUCCGACCGGAGAUAGAGUUCUGGGCUGUCUCUUCACAUGAGAACCCUGGAAAUACAUACUCCUCCGAUGGAGCUCGUGGUCGACCCAAAACAGAACCCCGAGUGGCAAAAGCGACACGACGCGAGGCACGGGUGCGGCAGACCCCGUGUUCGGGGUCUAAGGGAGGACCCGUGUUCCCUGGCGCUGGCUUCACGCUCGGCCGGCCCGUCGCAGACGCAGUACUGACGAAUGCGGAUGAUGCGCAGGAGCGCAUCGCGGAUCUAGUUGGCAUCCUGGAGCCCUGGGUGACCUAUCUCAACGGCGUGGUCCGGCCGGACCAUUGA
Molecule: messenger RNA, 1401 nt
Organism: Penicillium riverlandense
Lineage: Eukaryota; Fungi; Ascomycota; Eurotiomycetes; Eurotiales; Aspergillaceae
Product: DUF2461 domain-containing protein
Exons: 8
Coding region: 1-1401 (466 amino acids)
Source: RefSeq, a predicted model, not a curated record